Molecule: messenger RNA, 1251 nt
Organism: Drosophila subpulchrella
Lineage: Eukaryota; Metazoa; Arthropoda; Insecta; Diptera; Drosophilidae
Gene: MED6
Product: mediator of RNA polymerase II transcription subunit 6
Exons: 4
Coding region: 452-1201 (249 amino acids)
Biological process (GO): regulation of transcription by RNA polymerase II
Cellular component (GO): mediator complex; core mediator complex
Molecular function (GO): transcription coactivator activity
Source: RefSeq, a predicted model, not a curated record
GUUGCAAAGCGCAAGCAACUGGCCAAGCGAAAAUCACAACAAAAUGGUUUUUUUAACGAGCGCGAAGCAAAAACACAAGUAGAAAACACAAUAAAAACACGCCACAGAGGAUAGGAAACCGGGCAAAAACUUACAGUAUUAACGUGGAGUGGGCCGAGCGAGAGCAGCGUGCGCCGCAGCCUGCUAAAUUAAUUAUUACACAACAAAUAAAUCAAAAAAGUGCCACCGACAGUUUCCAAUUGGCAGCGUGCGGCCGAAAAUAGCUUGUAAACAAAGCGAUCGCUAGGAAUAGGAAUAGGAAAAAGAAGCGCUCUCAACGUCAUUGACCCACAAAUUAGCCGUUGUCAUUGCCAAGCGAGAAAUCGGUACAGUUGCAGUGGCCCUCGCAGCCACUUCCCACAUCCACAUAUCCACGUCCCGCUGAAGAGCACGUGCAUCAUCCACGUCCACGAUGGCCAGCCGACAGAUUGCCAACGACCACCUGCGCCUCUCCUGGCACGACACCCAGAUGAUGGCCACCCUGAGCCCGCAGAGCGUCAUGGACUACUUCUGCCGCAAGUCGAAUCCCUUCUACGACCACAUGUGCAACAACGAGACCGUGCGGAUGCAGCGCCUCGGUCCGGAGCACCUUCACAACAUGAUCGGCCUGGAGUACAUCCUGCUGCACGUCGCGGAGCCCAUCCUCUAUGUCAUCCGCAAGCAGCACCGGCACAAUCCCUCGGAGGCCACGCCCAUAGCCGACUACUACAUCAUCGGAGGCACCGUCUACAAGGCGCCCGAUCUGGCCAACGUUAUCAAUGCCCGAAUACUCAACACAGUGGUCAACCUGCAAUCCGCCUUUGAGGAAGCCAGCAGCUAUGCCCGCUACCAUCCCAAUAAGGGAUACACCUGGGAUUUCUCCUCCAACAAAGUCUUGUCUGAUAAAUCCAAGACGGAUAAGAAGGACGCCAACGCGGCUAAGGAUGAAAACAGCGGCACUUUGUUCCAGAAGCAGCGUGUGGACAUGCUGCUCGCCGAACUAUUGCGUAAAUUUCCCCCACCCAUACCGCCUAUGCUGCAGAAUCUCCAGCAGCCGCUGCCAGCGGGCGACGACGUGAACGCAGGGGGAAACGCCUCCGAACUGAACAAUGCCACAGGACCUCUGGACAUCAAAACCGAGGGUGUGGACAUGAAGCCACCGCCCGAAAAGAAGAGCAAGUGAUUAUGUUAAUGUGCAUUUAAACUGGGAACGAUUAAAGUACAUUUAACUUA